AUCCUAACAUGGUCCGUGCAAAUCGACUCGCUUCGCUAAGCUCGUCUUUAUCCAUUUUUCUUCCUUUUCCAAAUUCAAUCUUUCGAUUUUUCUUCCCAUUUUCCUCAGCGUUAUGAUCCUCUUCAUCACACGACGUUAUUAAAUCAAACUUUUAUGGAAAUUUAUUAGGGUUUUUAUAUUCGAGAAAUCGAAAGUGGAAACGGCCACCAUUGAAUCACUUUAAUUGUUCUUGUUCUUGGAAGCAUAUUGUUCUUAAGUUGCUAGAGUUGAAAGCUAAUGGAAGUUCGAUUGAAAUGUUGGUUUCUGUUCGAUUUUUACACUUCUGCUGUUUAAGUUUUUGUGGGUACAGUUGAUGCUCACUGUAGCGGAAAAGUGAAGUUUGCGGUUGUAUUUAGUAUAGAUUCGUAGAUUCAAAAAGGCACUCGUUCGAUUGUCUGAACUUCUCACCGGCGAAAACGGGGGUUUGUUUUAUAUUCUGUCGUUUUCUUUGUUGCUUGAAGCAUUCAUUGUAUCGAUCUUAUUUCGGUUCGUCGUUGACAAGGUGUUUAUAUUAGCGACUAGAAAAGUAGUGGCUGCAUUGGAUAUUGAAGUUAUUUUGUAGGAAAUGGCAUGUGAAGCUAUACGACUGUGGACAUUUAAUGGAUUAGUGGCUGCAUUUCUUGAUCUUGGUAUAGCUUUUUUAUUAUUAUGUGCCUCGACUCUUGUUUUCUUUACAUCCAAAUUCCUUGCACUGUUUGGAUUAUGUUUGCCUUGCCCUUGUGAUGGGCUAUUUGGAAACCUUAGUAGUGAUCACUGCUUCCAAAAGUUACUAGUGGAUCGUUCGUCCAGAAAAAUAUCUUCAGUCCUAGAUUCGACUAGGAAAAAGUUCCCAUUAGAUUCCGUGUGGGAUGAGCCAAAAUGUUGUUUUAAGUCAGUGUUGGUGCACGAGAGGAAUGUCAAGGAGGCUCAUGUUGAAUUGGAAGGUGAAGCAUCAGGUUGUUCCUCUUUUAAAAGCAGGUCACCACAAGGUAUGGUUUAUGGAGACUUUCCCAGUGUCAACAAAUUGCGACGUGGAGGUGGUCUGGAUGUCAGGAAGGUCAUAUCAGCAUCUCUGAACAACAUUUCACAGUCGGAUGUGGAACUGGAAGACCUUUCUCAUUCUCCUUCAAGCUUCAGUGGAUUUGGGGAUAACAAUACUGAGGAUGGCUUCUUUUCUGUUGAUUCUGGAGAUGAAAGGGAGGCUUCAUUAGACAACAGCGACCAAUAUAAAGUAUUUCCCAAUCUUGAACUAGAUGAUUCUUAUGAUGGGAAAAUAUGUGCAGAGAUGUAUGAAGCAUCUGUUGAAGAGGCUGGGAACAGGUGCAGAGGGGAGUUAUGUUUGGAUGGUAAUGAGAGUGAUACAAUCAAACUAUUGGAGCAAGCACUUGAAGAAGAGCAGACAGCGCGUGCUACCCUGUACCUGGAGCUCGAGAAAGAGAGAAGUGCUGCUGCCACCGCUGCUGAUGAGGCCAUGGCUAUGAUAUUGCGUCUACAGGAAGAGAAGGCAUCAAUAGAAAUGGAUGCUAGGCAAUACCAGAGGAUGAUAGAGGAGAAGACUGCUUAUGAUGCUGAGGAAAUGAGUAUUCUUAAAGAAAUUCUAGUGAGGAGAGAGCGGGAAAUGCAUUUCUUAGAGAAGGAAGUUGAAGCUUUUCGGAAAAGUUUCUUUGAUGACGAUGGAGCGGGUGUUGAUAUGCUUGACUCGGAAUUUACACCUGCAAGGACCCCUUGUUCCCCUUAUCCAACUGAAGAUCCAUCACAUAUGCUUCAAUGCAUUAAUAGAUCCCCUAGAGACGAGAAAGGUGCCAAUUACAAAAUACAUUCUUUGCAAUAUGGGAUACCAUCAGUGGAGUCGCGGAACUUAACUUUCGAGUUUGGGGAGGAGUCGUCAUUGAUUCCAGCGGAUGAAGUUGCUGGUGCUGCAAAAGCUAGGGGCAUGUUGUUGCACCAAGUUGCUGAUAACUUCAAGAGCAGUGAAGAGAUUGACUAUGAGUUGCAAGGAAAGGGCAUGAUAGAGGAUGAGAAGUUAUACAUUGUACCAGGAGAAGUAAAUGAACUGGAUCCAUAUCUGCAAAGCAACGAGUCAAAUGGUUUAGGUAAGGUUGAGAAAUGCACGGAAGUUAUUGCAGAUGAACAAGAAAAAGUUGACGAAGUUUCAUAUGACAAAUUGGCAUUGACUAAAACAAUUCGUCCUUGUCUUGAGUACAAUUUGGAAAAGAAUGGUGACCAUCAAAAGAUGCGGACAAGAGAUAUCGACUCUGUGAACACUACAGAUCCCCAUCCUCAUGAUAUUCAUGUCGUUGAAGAUGAAGCUAGAAUUUUAAAUGAAGCAAUUGCUAAUGCAAGUGAAGAACCAUCGGUUAAUGGUACCUCGAGUAUUCCAGUUAAAUGUGACAGUCCAUCCUUCAUCUUGUUGCAGAGUGAACUAGAAAUCAUGAGAACCAGCUCAGAUGCCACUAGUAGAUUCCCACCAAUGGCUCGUUCUCGAAGCAAUUCCUUGCGUUCUGAAUUGCGUAGAAAUUCAAUGUCUGCUGUUGAUUAUGAAAGGUCAAAAAUUGGCAAUGAAGUUGAGUGGCUCAGAGGAAGGCUAAAAAUUGUUCAAGAGGGAAGAGAAAAACUCAAGUUCUCUGUGGAGCACAAAGAGAAGGAGAACAAUCAGUUGCAACUUUUAGAAAACAUAACAAAUCACCUUCGCGAAAUCCAACUGAUAGAUCCUGGAAAGAUAGCUCUGCAGGCUCCAUUGCCUCCAUCCUCAAAGGAUGUGUCAAAGAAACGUUGCUGGCGAAGCUCAUCCUUGAGCGUUCACAGAAGCAGCUAGCUAGUUUGAAACCCCCACCUAGAAGAAACAAUAAGAAUAAAACGAAACACCAUAGCAUAUCACACGAUACAGCAUCCUCCGGGUUAGAAAUUCUAGUCCUUUUUCCCCACUGCCAUACAAGACUAUAAGUCAUCUGUAAAUUAGGAAUAACUUGACAUGUCAUGUCUUAUAGUUUGACAGAUAAUACCUUCUGUACAUUCUUUAAAAAAGGUUUGAUGCGGCUGAUAGAAUGUAGUUGCCAUAUUUAUAACUGUUAAAUGCAUGAGAAUGAGAUGGUAAGAUGCUUUUGGUUAUUCAUCUAA
Benincasa hispida (wax gourd) is the source of this 3135-nucleotide messenger RNA. Its product is annotated as zein-binding protein (Protein of unknown function, DUF593). Lineage: Eukaryota; Viridiplantae; Streptophyta; Magnoliopsida; Cucurbitales; Cucurbitaceae. The record is from RefSeq and is a predicted model, not a curated record.